Molecule: messenger RNA, 2429 nt
Organism: Merops nubicus (carmine bee-eater)
Lineage: Eukaryota; Metazoa; Chordata; Aves; Coraciiformes; Meropidae
Product: germinal-center associated nuclear protein-like
Exons: 15
Biological process (GO): mRNA export from nucleus
Cellular component (GO): transcription export complex 2; cytoplasm; nucleus
Molecular function (GO): nucleic acid binding
Source: RefSeq, a predicted model, not a curated record
UGACGGCCGUCCAGUGCAAGAACAUCCCCGAUUACCUCAACGACAGGACGGUGCUGGAGAAGCACUUCGGCCAGUUCGUCAAAGUCCGACGGAUCAUGACCAGGCGCAAUAAAAAAAUGGCCAUUCUCCACUUUUUUGAUCAUGCCUCUGCAGCUCUCGCCAGAAAAAAAGCAAAAGAUUUGCACAAAGACAUAGUAACCUUCUGGCACAAGAAGAAAACGAGUCCAGCAAAGAGAGACUUUUCAUCUGAGCAGAAAGCAGGUGAAGAUGAAGGCAGACAAAGCACUGAGGAGCAAAACUAUCAGCAUUCCCCUCUUCGAAAACCUCUAAUAAGAUCCUCUGCCAGCAGUGUUGUGCCUGGCAAAAGUUCUCUGGCAAAGAAGCCUGGGCUUCGAAAGGCGCUGCAGUUUGAAGCAGAUGCUCUUGAUUCCAGUGCUGAAGGGCAGAACUCAGAGGCCUUGGGAGCUUCUCUGUCCUCUCUGGCUAACCUGGUGGGGUUGGUGGCUGAGACAUCUGAAGAAAGAUACCGUCUUCUGGACCAAAGGGACAAAAUCAUGAGGCAAGUUCGAAUAAAAAGGACCAAUCUUGGCAAAGCAAAAACUGUUGUUGGCACUUGCCCAGACAUGUGUCCUGAAAAGGAACGUUACAUGAGGGAGACAAGAAACCAGCUCAGUGUCUUUGAACUGCUUCUGGGGUCUGACAAGGUAGAUCAUGCAGCAGCAGUCAAGGAAUAUAGCAGGUCUUCAGCAGAUCAGGAGGAACCUUUGCCCCACGAAUUGAGACCCUCUGAGGUGUUGAGCAUGACCAUGGACUAUUUGGUGACCAACAUCAUGGAUCAAGGAGAAGGGAACUACCGAGAGUGGUAUGACUUUGUCUGGAACAGAACUCGUGGAAUUAGAAAGGAUAUAACCCAGCAGCACCUCUGCAACCCUCUGAUGGUGUCUCUGAUUGAGAAGUGCACUCGCUUUCAUAUCCAUUGUGCCCACCACUUGUGUGAAGAGCCCAUGUCCUCCUUCGAUGCCAAAAUCAACAACGAGAACAUGACCAAGUGUCUGCAGAGCUUGAAGGAGAUGUAUCAGGACCUGGCUAACAAGGGCAUUUACUGCAAGAGUGAAGCAGAGUUCAGAGGUUAUCAUGUCUUGCUGAACCUCAACAAGGGUGAUAUUCUCAGAGAGGUGCAGCAGUUUCAGUCAGAGGUCAGAAACUCCCCUGAGGUCAGAUUUGCAGUUCAAGCUUUCGCCGCCUUGAACAGCAACAACUUUGUGAGGUUUUUCAAGCUAGUGCAAGCAGCUUCCUACCUGAAUGCCUGUCUCUUACACUGUUACUUCAACCAGAUUCGUAAAGAUGCUCUCAAAUCCCUCAACAUUGCCUACACUGUCAGCACCCAGAGGUGCACAGUGUUUCCCCUGGAUCACCUGGUCCGCAUGCUGCUCUUCAAAGACAGUGAAGAAGCCACUGAUUUCAUCAGUUACUAUGGCCUGAGUGUGUCUGAUGGGUGAGUGCCAGGCAAAGGGAGCUCGUGCCUUGUGCCUGCUGGGGUUAGGGGACCGCGCAAAUCCACCUUCGUCAGCCAGAAGCUGCUGGUCUCCGUGGGGGAGGUGGUCAACGGGGGGCCCCUGCCCGUGGUGCCUCACCACGUGCCCAUGUCCAGCUUCAACGGGCAGAACAAGUACACAGGAGGAAGCAACUCCGUGGAGCAAGCUGGGAGCAGCCAAAAAUCCAGCGUGGAAGCGACGGAAGGAAGAGUGGAAAGCAAAGCUGUGGAUUUAGAUGCCUCAGGAGCAAGAGUCCAGCCCCCAGCUCAUCUUCUCCCCUCACUGCUGCCUCGCCAGCUUGUGCCAGCCCUGCCUCCUGCACAGGCAACCUCCCAACCUGCUGGGCAGCCUGAGCCACUCUCAAAGCCUCAGCCUCUCUACCCAGACACAGACGUCGCCGAGGUGGUGGACGGGCUGGUGCACGACGUGCUGGAAGCAGAGUGCAGAGAAGUCAGCAGAGCAGGAGAAGCUUACGUGGCUGUGGCCAUCUGCACCUCGGAGGCUGCCGUGGAGGAGCUGGUGGCUGAGGUGACAGGGGAGAUCCUCAGAGAAGCAGCUGGGAGCGUGCUCAGCGCGGAGCGGGAGCGCCUCAGGGAGGAGAGGCGCAGGGUGGAGGAGGAGAGGCAAAAACAGGAAAGAGAGCAGUUAAUAAAGCAGCUGAGCCAGCUGGUGGGUAUGGAGUUGGUGGAAGAAGUGAUAAAGGAGAGCGUCCAAGAAGCUUCAGCCAGUGAGCUCAAGUGUGCUGUAGAAAGAGACCAGCAGGCUCGCAUUGCCAGGUGCUCAGAAGAAGCCUGUGGCCAGGUCAUGGACCUCUUCCUGGAGGAUGAGAUUUUCCAGAUUGCCAAGGAAACCCUUCAGGAGCUGCAGUGUUUCUGCAAGUACUUGCAAAGGUGA